UUCAUCACUUUUAAACAUCAAAUACCAUAUAUGUAUUGUCAAGCUCUUCAGAUUCACAGUGCCCUGUGAGUGCAUAGUGGAAGAAGCAAAAUGUGGUGGUUUGGCAGAAAAGGCCCAUCUGGGUUCUCUUAUUUUUCUACUGCUGAAGAAGUCACCCAUGGAAUCGAUGGCUCUGGUCUCACUGCCAUUGUUACAGGAGCAUCAAGUGGCAUUGGUGCUGAAACAGCCCGUGUUCUUGCACUGCGUGGCGUCAACGUCGUAAUGGGUGUCAGGAAUAUGGCUGCAGGCAAACAAGUUAAAGAAGCUAUAGCAAGGGAAAUUCCUGCUGCUAAGAUCGAUGCCAUGGAGUUGGAUCUCAGCUCAAUGGCAUCAGUGAGAAAAUUUGCAGCAGACUUCACUUCCUCACGGCGUCCAUUGAAUCUUUUAAUUAACAAUGCAGGAAUAAUGGCCACUCCCUUUACGCUGUCCAAGGACAACAUUGAGCUCCAAUUUGCCACAAACCACAUAGGUCAUUUUCUGCUGACAAAUCUGUUGUUGGACACAAUGAAGAAAACAUCACAAAAAGCCAAAAGAGAGGGAAGAAUUGUAAAUGUUUCAUCAGAGGCUCACCGGUCCCCAAUCUCAUAUCGUGGAGGAAUUCGUUUUGAUAGAGUAAAUGAUCUGGCAGGGUACAGCGGACUAGCUGCCUAUGGCCAAUCAAAGUUAGCUAAUAUAUUGCAUGCUAAUGAGCUCACCAGACGUUUAAAGGAAGAUGGGGCAGAAAUAACUGCAAAUUCACUUCAUCCCGGCAUUGUCGCCACCAAUCUCUUCCGUACUCAAGGCUUUGCCAAUGGCUUUGUUAACAAGCUCGGCAAAUUUGUCAUCAAGAAUGUUCAGCAGGGGGCCUCGACGACAUGCUAUGUGGCAUUGCAUCCUCAAGUGAAGGGAAUAAGUGGGGAAUAUUUUGUGAACAGCAACUUGGGCAAAGCAAGUGAACAAGCUAACAAUCUUGAGCUGGCAAAGAAGCUCUGGGAUUUCAGCAUGAAUUUGAUAAAAAUCCACACUAUCACAGUGAAAUGAGCGUAGAAAUUUACAAAUUUCCUCUGUUGGAUUAUCUCCCAUCACUUUUGGGUGUAAAAGAGGAAUACAAAUUUACAACACCUGCUUCUUGUUUGGGGGAAAGAGGAAUCAUGUUAGAGACUUGAGAAAAUGCUUCUCGAUUUGAUGUCCAGAGCCAAGGUGGUUAGCUGCUCGUUUUGCUGUCACGAAAAUCACUUCUAUAUAAAAUAGUAUUUUUAUUAUUAAUGGAAAAAAGAUUGUGUAAGAAUUAUUUUUGUGAAAAAACAAUUUACUCUUCAAUGAUGGAACAAAUUAUCAGAGAAACA
Messenger RNA from Diospyros lotus (date-plum), 1364 nucleotides. RefSeq names its product short-chain dehydrogenase TIC 32, chloroplastic-like. NCBI's taxonomy places the organism in Eukaryota, Viridiplantae, Streptophyta, Magnoliopsida, Ericales, Ebenaceae. The transcript has 8 exons. Bases 91 to 1059 code for a protein of 322 amino acids. The record is from RefSeq and is a predicted model, not a curated record.